Miscanthus lutarioriparius is the source of this 1245-nucleotide messenger RNA. NCBI's taxonomy places the organism in Eukaryota, Viridiplantae, Streptophyta, Magnoliopsida, Poales, Poaceae. The record is from the annotation of a GenBank genome assembly.
AUGAGGCCUCACCGCCGGGCCCUCUUCUUCACGGAGCACAGCCCGGGCGCCGGGGACUGCGAUGGUUCCUGGUGCCAGACGCCACCGCCGGUUCCCAGCUCCCCUGAUUUCGGCCCUGCCCCUUCCCCGCCGCCGCCUCCCUUUUUCCCGCCGUCGCCUGCUCCCGCGCAUAACGGUAGGAGGGACCAGGGAGGGGGGAUGCAGGGAUACGGGCCCCCACCACCCGGCGUCGGCGGCGCAGGCGACCACGGCCGACGGCACUUCGUCAAGUACGUGCUCAUCGCCGCCGGGGUGAUCGCCUUCGUCUCGCUGAUCCUGCUCGGCGUCUCGGUCGCCGUGCGGCGCCGGCAGGUCCGGCGGAGGCGGCAGGCGCUCCUCGCACCCUCUGUCAACGCGGGCGCGGCGAACGUCGACGACGGAGGCGGCGAGCACGACCACGAGUGGGGCGGCGGCGGCGGAGGAGGCGGGGUGGUGCACCACGUCUGGAACAUCCGGACCGUGGGGCUCGACGAGGCGUCCAUCAGUUCCAUCGCCGUCACGCGGUACCGCGCCGGGGCGGGGCUCCUGGGCGCGGCGGACUGCUCCGUCUGCCUCGGCGAGUUCCAGGACGGCGAGCUCGUGCGCCUACUGCCCAAGUGCGCGCACGCGUUCCACGUCCCCUGCAUCGACACCUGGCUCCGCGCGCACGUCAACUGCCCGAUCUGCCGCUCCGACGUGCUCGACCCCGCCGUCACAGCCGCCGCCUCCGGAGGAGGAGGCAGUGAGAGCGUCGGGUCCAGCUCCAGCCCGCCAGCUGAUCCAGACGCGAAUGCCAACGCCGCAGCAGAUCAAGUUGUUGGCGCGGCGAGCGACGCAGCAGCGCCGGAUCACGAAGAGGAGCAGAGCGACGGCCGAGACGCUUCACCCGCAGAAGAGGACCAGCAAGAACAAUCCAGCUCCGCCGAGCCGCCGCCCCCGGAACUCUUGUGCCCGCUGCCACGUAACGUCCGGCGCGCGGCGUCCAUGGACGCUGUGGCAGUGUCAACUGCGGCGGACGUCGCGGAGCUAGACCGGCUGCCGGAGGAAGCUCCUGAAGAGGAGCAGAUCGGUGGGAGGCGGAAGCGCUGCACCGGCCCGUCCCGCGCGAAGCCAUCGGGUUCGGGCCAUCGGACCAACCUCAGCACCGACAGGCUGGCUCCCGGCGGCGUCCCGAGGUCAUUCUUCUCGCGCCAUUGCCGCGCUCGGAGCUCGGUGCUGCCAUUGUAA